Molecule: messenger RNA, 4564 nt
Organism: Astyanax mexicanus (Mexican tetra)
Lineage: Eukaryota; Metazoa; Chordata; Actinopteri; Characiformes; Acestrorhamphidae
Gene: kifap3a
Product: kinesin-associated protein 3a
Exons: 20
Coding region: 163-2532 (789 amino acids)
Biological process (GO): cilium organization; microtubule-based movement
Cellular component (GO): kinesin II complex; ciliary transition zone; axoneme
Molecular function (GO): kinesin binding
Source: RefSeq, a predicted model, not a curated record
UGUGCAUUAUGGGAGAUCACGCCCUGGCAACACAAACAUCAACAUUAGACCGAGCCGCAGAAGCAGAGCAGAAUGAAUAUCAGAGAAAAUCAGUAAAACUGAGCCUCUGAACACACAGAACAGCGGAGAUACAGCGCGGACAGCUCUCUACACGCUCUCAGCAUGCAGGCAGACGAUGUGAGAUAUUUAACCAGGAAAGUGAAGGGAGGCAGUUUGGAUGUUCAUCCUACAGAGAGAGCCUUGGUUGUCAACUAUGAAGUUGAAGCAAGGAUCUUGGGACAGAUGGGUGAUGCCAUGUUGGGAGAACGUAAGGCAUGUCAGAAAAUAAUUCGUCUGAAAAGCCUCAAUCCCAACACUGACAUUGGGUCAUUGGCACGGAAGGUGGUGGAGGAAUGCAGGCUGAUUUCACCAACCAAACUCCCAGAAGUGGAACAGCUUCUCUUCUAUCUGCAGAAUCGCAAAUCUCCCACAGAAAAAAAGGAGAAGAAACAGAUCAAACCAAGAGAUCCUACUCCUUUCGAAGGGAUGGAGCUGGAUGAGGAGGCUAAUAUUAAUAGCAUAGAUGAUUAUGUGGAGCUGCUGUAUGAAGAUGUCCCAGAGAAAAUCAGAGGAGCCACGCUUAUCCUGCACCUGGCCCGGAACCCUGACAACCUGGAGGAACUCCUACAAAAUGAGACUGCACUCGGAGCUCUAGCACGAGUACUGAGGGAGGACUGGAAGCAGAGCGUGGAUCUGGCAACCACCAUCAUCUAUGUCUUCUUCUGUUUCUCCAGUUUCAUCCAAUUCCAUGGACUGAUCACCCACUACAAGAUCGGUGCCCUGUGUAUGAACAUCAUCGAGCACGAGCUGAAGAGGUACGACCUGUGGCAGGAGGAGCUGCAGAAGAAGAAGAAGGCUGGGGAGGAUGACCCAGAGAACCAGAACCUGAAGAAAGAAUACGAGAAAGCUCUGAAGAAGUACCAGGGUCUGCUGACCAAACAGGAGCAGCUGCUUCGAGUGGCUCUGUAUCUGCUGCUGAACUUAUCUGAGGACACACGCACUGAACUGAAGAUGAGGAACAAGAACAUAGUGCACCUACUGGUGAAGACCCUGGACAGAGACAGUGAGGAGCUCCUGGUGCUGGUUGUGUCCUUCCUGAAGAAGCUCAGCAUUUUUCUGGAGAACAAGAAUGACAUGGCUGAAACUGACACAGUGGAGAAGCUGGCGAAGCUGGUGCCCUGUGAUCAUGAAGAUCUGCUGAAUGUCACUCUACGUCUCCUCCACAACCUCUCUUUUGACACAGGCCUCCGCAGCAAGAUGGUGCAGGUGGGCCUGCUGCCAAAACUUACUGCUCUAUUAGGUGAUGAAGCACAGAGACAUCUAUCCAUGCGCAUCCUGUACCACAUCAGCAUGGACGACCGUUUCAAGUCCAUGUUCGCCUACACUGACUGCAUUCCACAGGUGAUGAAGAUGUUGUUUGAUUGCGGCGAGGAGAGGAUGGACCCAGAGCUCAUCUCCUUCUGCAUCAAUUUGGCUGCCAACAAGAGAAAUGCCCAGCUCAUCUGUGAAGGCAAUGGGUUGAAGAUGCUGAUGAAAAGAGCACUGAAAUUAAAGGAUCCUCUGAUGAUGAAAAUGAUCCGGAACAUCUCGCAGCACGACGGACCCUCCAUGAACCUAUUUAUUGACUAUGUGGGAGACUUGGCAGCACAGAUUGGACAGAAUGAAGAGGAGGAGUUUAUGAUCGAGUGUUUGGGGACCCUGGCUAACCUCACCAUCCCUGACCUGGACUGGGAGCUAGUGCUUAAAGAAUACAACCUGGUACCCUUUCUAAAAGACCAUCUUAAACCUGGCUGUGCAGAAGAUGACCUUGUGCUGGAAGUGGUGAUUAUGAUUGGCACAGUCUCCAUGGACGACUCGUGUGCUGCCAUGCUAGCCAAGUCAGGCAUCAUUCCAGCUCUUAUAGAGCUUCUCAAUGCUCAACAGGAGGAUGAUGAGUUUGUGUGUCAGAUUGUGUACGUCUUCUACCAGAUGGUGUUUCACCAGGCCACACGUGACGUCAUUAUUAAGGAGACACAAGCUCCAGCGUACCUCAUUGACCUGAUGCACGACAAGAAUGCUGAAAUUCGCAAAGUCUGUGACAACACGCUGGACAUUAUAGCCGAGUAUGAUGAAGAAUGGGGAAGGAAGAUCCAGAACGAGAAGUUUCGCUGGCACAACUCUCAGUGGCUGGAGAUGGUGGAAAACCGGCAGAUGGAUGAAGCAGAACCCUUCAUGUAUGGGGAUGAGGGAGAGCCUUUCUUGCAGGGAGGAGACAUCCUGGAGAGGCCCGACCUCUUCUACAGCGCAGAUGGAUUAAUCACAGCCGACAGUGCAAUCAGUCCAGAAUUCUUCACAGACUUCCAGAAUGGAGACUUUGUGGGACCACCGGGUUUUCCUAGCAGUGCUGUAUCUGACGGGUUUGGUCAAGUGGCAGGAGCUCCUGUACGUCCUACAACGGCCUACGGCUUCCGUCCAGACGAGCAGUACUACUACAGCUACUCAGCAUCGCGGUAGAGCACUGCAGAUCUCACUGACAAAUAAAUGAACACUGUUACUUUGACUCAUCUUCUCUUUUAAGCAACAAAACACUAUUAAUGCUAUUAAUGUUAUUUAUUCACUCCAUUUCAAACGCGUACAAUUUGAGUUGGGCAAAGUAUUCACUGGUUUCAUGUGAUCCGUGGUUUUAAGCUUGUCAUUAGACUACUUUACAAUGUCUGAAGCACUGAAUUUUAAAUGUAUAGUGCAGUUUUAAUGUGUCUUAACUUAACAGUUGAUUUGUUUCAAAGAUAAAAUCAUUAGUGCAUGAAUUCUGAUGCACCACAUCGCCUUUAUUUCAGCAGCCUUCUGCAGUAUAGCAGAGGUAGGAGGUAGGAGUUAUUAUUUGCAUGAUCAUUCAGAACUCAGUUCAGAGGUCCAGUUCAUUACGUGUAUAGAGACAGUGUUAGUGUUAUUUUUCUUUUAUUGCAUGCUGUAGUGCAGUCUAGUUUAUAGUUUUUAGGAGAGUGUCAUGUAGAGCUUUGAUCAACCAAUAUUCUGUGGAUAAAACCUGUUAAGUUAUUUAUAUCUGUGGCAGCUUUGGUUACAGAAGGCCAGUAAAUGCACAUGAUGAACAAUCCUGUAAUAUGUUCAGAAAGAAUUUAUCGUCAAAAUAAUACUGGUGUUCAUAUUGAUCAGGCUACACAUAUUGUUAAUUAGCAUUUUAAGCCAUAAGUUGUGUGUAGAAUAUUUUUAAAUUCUUCUCUCUAAUUCUAUUAUAUCACGGAUUCACUGAAUUUGUCAGAGAGGUUUUUUUGUAGGUUUUCAUUCAUUUUGCCACUUUUCACCAUUUAUUAAAUUAAAUAGCCUAAAUGUUUUGUGAAAAGAAAAAUAUGUAAAAAGAAAUUACAAUUACAAUUUUAAACUAUUUAUUGAACCCUGAAGAUUUUUAUGUCCCAAGUGAUUGCAAUUUUAUUGUGUCAUCAAAAGGCCCAUUAUUUGGUAUACAUCUUUAAAUUUAUUUGACCGAAAAACGAUUAAAUGUUUUGAUGAAAUAUUUUUGUUGGUGAAUAUUUGGUGCAUCACUACAUUUAUAUAUAAGCUUCAUUGUAGUGAAGUAAAUUAAUAUUAUAGUUAAAGGCUUUGUCAAUAGUCAUGUUAAUUCAUUGCAGCUUUGACAACUUGUUGGAUUCGGCCUUUAGAAUUACAGUUUUAUGUCAGUUGUCAUGAAAAGCAUAAGUAGGUGUUGUAUAGCCUCAUAAACUCUCCCUUAUCGUUAAAGCGUUACCUCAAAAACUUUUAGGCUGUUUACACUUUUCGAUUAGUAUGGUUAUAAUGUGCAACAAUACAUUGUUGUUUAAUUCCACAGACUUGGGCAAGACCUCAUAACUCUGCAUUCAUUCAUCUGUGUAAUGUAAUGUAAGUUGCUCUGCAUAAGAGUAUCAACCAAAUGCUGAUUGAAUGUCUAAAAUUUAGGGAUAAGGGAUUUCUAUAAGAAGGAACAUAUGAAACGCAUGUUUAUGCAAAGUGUAAUCACCCUCAAAUUAAAAACAGAAUAAUGAAUCUCCAAAUGUCCAAGAGGUUCACUCUGAAUCCCUUCAGUGGUUCAUUGACCUGGAUUUAUUUACACACAUUCCCAUACAUCGAUUCAGAUCGGUUAUUCUGGCUGCUGAAGUGAAGUGAAGUGAACUGAAGCUUGAGGCUUUGGAUAAAGUGUAUAGCUGGAUAAUUGUGACACUAGCUGAAGUGUUGCUGUGUCUUAACAUGUCUGUAUUUAUUGUAAAUGCAAAAGGUCUGUUGCCUUGUCUCUGUUUCUGCUGAAAAACUGCCGAGCAGCUCGAUAUUGUACAUUUUGAUUAUGAUUACUGCAGAUUUUUUGGUUGUUGUUGGCAAACGGAAAUAAGUGAAAAGUUUAUUCUAUAUUAAGUUUUUAAUGUAAUACUGUUAAAUGGAGUUGCAUAUGCUUUCUUGGUGCCUGACAAUCGUCUUAACUGUUUGAUUUGUUUUGUUUUAUUUAAUAUGUUUUUAUUAUUACAGUGGUGCAAUAUUAAACUAUAACAAAUCUGAAGAA